GUGGUAUUCCAGUCGGAACGCUUGUUGUGUGAAGCCGACUUCCGGUGCGGGCUCAAUGGCGGCGGUGGGGAGAGAUUGUGAAGAGAUUUAAACCAGCCGAGAAUUUAAUCCCGGUUUUCAAUCAAAGAGCCGGAGGAACGGUGUUGGGCAGGUCGAAGGAUCGAACGGCUUCCAGUCACGUCGUCCCAAGCGCUCGGUGCCGGGGUUGCAGGCGCCAUGGCUGGGGACAGGCCCUCGCUCACUCUCGUCUACCAGGCCGUCAAGGCGCUUUACCAUGACCCGGACCCGGCCGGCAAGGAGCGCGCUUCCGUCUGGCUCGGCGAGUUCCAAAGAUCGAUGUAUGCCUGGGAGAUUGCAGAUCAGUUGCUGCAGCUGCAACAAGAGGUGGAGCUGUGCUAUUUUGCAGCACAGACAAUGAAGAUGAAAAUUCAGACAUCAUUUAAUGAACUUCCACCUGAAACACAUGCAUCUCUGCGAGACUCGCUGCUCACUCACAUUCAAAAUUUGAAGGAUGUGUCUCCUGUGAUUGUUACGCAGCUGGCACUGGCAAUUGCAGAUCUUGCCUUGCAAAUGGCCUCAUGGAAAGGAUGUGUGCAAAUGCUAACUGAAAAAUAUAGCAAUGACCCGUCAUCCCUUUCUUUCCUGUUGGAAAUCCUGACUGUGCUUCCAGAGGAGGUUCAUAGUCGCUCUCUUCGAAUAGGAGCCAACCGCCGCACUGAAAUAAUCGAAGAUUUGGCAUACUCCUCGAGCACAGUGGUAUCACUGCUGGCAGCCUGUACAGAACGUAGCGGCAAUGACGAGAAGACUCUAAUCAAGGUGUUUCGGUGCUUGGGGAGCUGGUUUAACUUGGGUGUGUUGGACAGCAACUUCAUGGCAAAUAACCAACUGCUACUAAUCCUUUUUCAGGUCUUGCAACGUGAUGAUACCUCAACAAACCUUCACGAGGCUGCAUCUGACUGUAUCUGUUCAGCGCUGUAUGCCAUUGAGAAUGUAGAGACAACCCUACCUCUUGCUCUGCACUUAUUCCAGGGUGUGCUAACUUUAGAAUCUGCAUAUCACAUGGCUGUAGCACGUGAGGAUCUUGACAAGGUUCUGAAUUACUGUCGGAUUUUUACUGAGUUGUGUGAGACAUUUCUGGAGACUAUUGUCCAGACCCCAGGGCAGGGACUUGGAGAUCUGCGGACGCUGGAGCUGCUACUGAUUUGUGCAGGACAUGCGCAAUAUGAGGUGGCGGAGAUCAGCUUUAACUUCUGGUACAGAUUGGGAGAACAUCUCUACAAAAUGAAUGACCCAUCACGUCAUGCUGUCUUUCGUCCGUAUAUUCAGCGACUGCUUCAUGCCCUGGCUCGACACUGCCAGCUGGAAUCAGAUCACGAAGGAAUUCCAGAAGACUCGGAUGAUUUUGGGGAAUUCCGGAUGAGGGUGUCUGAUCUUGUGAAGGAUGUGAUAUUCCUGGUUGGUUCGAUGGAGUGUUUCACACAGCUCUAUUCCACAUUGAAAGACAGUGGGCCAUCCUGGGAGAUCACUGAAGCUGUCCUCUUCAUCAUGGCUUCCAUAGCAAAGAGUGUAGAUCCUGAUAAUAACCCCACCUUGGCUGAAGUGCUCGAAGCUGUAGUUCAACUCCCAGAUACUGUGCACAUGGCAGUCCGAUUCACUAGCAUCGAACUGGUUGGAGAACUGAAUGAAGUCGUUGAUCGAAAUCCCAGAUUUUUAGAUCCAGUGUUAAAUUAUUUAAUGAAAGGACUACGGGAGAAAGCACUUGCCUCGGCAUCAGCCAAAGCCAUUCAAAAUAUCUGUUCCUCCUGCCGUGAUCACAUGACUCAGCACUUUGAGGGCCUCCUGGAAAUCGUUCGUUCCCUCGAUACAUUCAGCCUCUCUCAUGAAGCUGCCAUUGGCCUCCUGAAAGGCACAGCACUUGUUCUUUGUCGGCUGCCUUUGGAGAAGAUCACCGAAUGUCUCAGUGAGUUGUGUGCUGUACAAGUGAUGGCACUGAAAAAGCUCCUGGCACAAGAGCCUGCCAAUGGCCUUGCUACAGACCCCACCAUAUGGCUGGAUCGAUUGGCUGUUAUUUUCAGACACACAAACCCUAUUGUUGAAAAUGGUCAGACGCAUCCAUGUCAGAAGGUGAUACAUGAAAUCUGGCCCGUCUUAUCUGAAACCUUGAACAAGCACCAAGCUGACAAUCGAAUUGUGGAGCGCUGUUGUCGGUGUUUGCGUUUUGCUGUCCGAUGUGUAGGGAAAGGGUCAGCUGCAUUACUUCAGCCCUUGGUCACCCAGGGCCUGGGCCAUGGUCAAUACCUGCCUGUAUCAAUUGAGUAUAGGUUGUCAGCACAUAAAUCUGGUGUGGCCAAAGUUGAGCUGAAUGGAUUCUGUAUCACUGGCUGCCUCUGCAUACUGCCAUAUCCCUUGCAGUCAGUAGAAGGCUGA
Rhincodon typus (whale shark) is the source of this 2427-nucleotide messenger RNA. It is a transcript of the gene tnpo3, whose product is annotated as transportin 3. Lineage: Eukaryota; Metazoa; Chordata; Chondrichthyes; Orectolobiformes; Rhincodontidae. Bases 217 to 2427 code for a protein of 736 amino acids. Gene Ontology annotation, cellular component: cytoplasm; nuclear membrane. Gene Ontology annotation, biological process: protein import into nucleus. Gene Ontology annotation, molecular function: small GTPase binding. The record is from RefSeq and is a predicted model, not a curated record. The transcript has 17 exons.